AUGUCUCAAUUUUCAGCCGUACAGAGGAGCUCGUCAAAGAGACAGAGCACUGCAGAUGAUGUGAGCGCAAGCAGCACUCCGAUCAAGCGACAUGACUCAGAUAGAAGCUCUAACAUUGGUGGAUCGUUACAAUUUGAGUUUAUAUCUGUUCAAGAACUCCAAGGGCUCUUACAGAUGCAUUUAGCUACGCCUUUACCGGAAUGUGAUGAGAUGUUCCCCUGGUUACAUAGCUAUUCGACAACUCCACCGCCUAGUUUCCCCAAUGCUGUGUCUAUUAUUCGAUCCCAACCUAUGUCAGAGGGCUGGAUCCAGAACUCGGGGAUAUUAAGGUGCUCUUUGGAUCCUCACGAUUUUUUAAUGACCUGGGGUAACGAUAAGAACCAACAGUUUAGACACUGUGACAGAAAUGAGUCUGCUAUUAUUCUAAGAGAAGUUAUGAUUCGUGAGCUUGCCAAAGUUAAAGAAGUUGUGAAUGAAGAUGAUAUGAACGACGCCGUGCAGCUAUGUUUGCAAUACAACGUUUUACCUUUCUUAACGACAGACGCAUACGCUAGGGAGACUUACGGCCUAAAGAAGGGCUGUACUGUGUCUAAUAGUCAUCAGGCAGCAGCAGUACUCACGCCUAAACAACCUGGUUCCUUUAGAAGAUUUGAUAUUCAGUCGGCCAAGAUGCUGGAAAUGUCGCCAGCCAUUGUAAUAUAUUGCUUUGAGAUUGCAGAUUGUCAUAAUUUUUCCGAGAACCCUUGUCGAAAAUGUAAUCAAAUGGCCAAAGUGUUACGCAUAGCAUUGAAUUUGAUUCAGAGAAGUUAUAGUGAGAAGAAAUCAUUUGAAGUCGAUAUAAAAAUUUUGAAAUAUGCAUCGAUAGAUGAGAUCCCAAAAUCGCUGAUUGGUACAGCGCCGAUGAGCACCACAACAUUGAAUAAGAUAACCCCGCAACAGCUUGUUUCUCAGUUCGACGUUGAGUCAUUUAACAACUGGGAAAGAGGUCUUCUCUACCGAGAGCAGUUGGAGAUGUCUAAGAUGUCGUCUGCUUCCGUCGUUGAACAAUCGCGUUCCGUAUGGUGCGGUAACUGUACCGAUUACCAAGUCUAUAAGCUAUUGAAAAAAUGUGGACACCUAAAUGAAGGCCAGCCAUCUCAUCCACCCUGCUUUUCUACAGAAAACUCCAUUGUGAAAUUGAAGAACAUUAAAUUCAGCCCCGACUGUCAGGAGGCAGUUGAUACCAAAUUCUUUAAUAUAACAAAUCCAGAGAAAGAAUGGAGCAUGAUGAUACGAUGCACGGAGAGUGCUGCACCACCGUCAUUGGAGAAACUCUGGGAGUGUCUGGCUAAUGCAUUGAACGAUAGGAUAUCAAAACCUGCCGAAUUUAAUUUUCCCAGCUCAGGUACCAUUACUUUGGGCUCUCUCAACAUUAACUCCAUCAAAGUCAUUUUAAACACUUGUUUCAUAAUCCACCAACUCACCUCAAUGGAAGGCCAUGGUGUGUUGAUCUAUUGUUCUGAUGGUUAUACCGAAACCACUUUUUUGCUCGUCUCCUACCUCAUAUUCCUGUGGGAUCUCUCGCUUGAGGACACACUGGUACGAUUGCACACUGAAUUCCAACGUCCAUUUUUCCUGUUCCAUAUGGAUCUGCAAGUGCUUGGACAUCUUCAAACAUUGCUCAGGAAUUUUAGUCCAAAAAGAACUGAAAAUGCUGCCCUCUUUCAGAGCCCUCUUGAUGGUCAGUUACAACCAUUGGAAAUUACUCCAGAGAUGUUCAGUAAGAUCUUUCUGUUUAGGAUCCCAGCCGGCUCGGAUUUUUCGAAUUUGAAGGGGCCAUUACCAUCUAGAAUCCUGCCGCAUAUGUAUCUGGGGUCUCUGGAGCAUGCUCAGUCCCCAGAGCUAUUGCGUAAACUAGGCAUCAACUACAUUGUUUCAGUUGGAGAGAAUCUUUCUUGGGUUGAGACUUCCAACCAAAGAAAUAGAGCUUCUUCAUCACCAAUACCUACACCAGCAUCUAAGGUUAUGAGCAAUUUCAAGUCCCGCAAUCGUGGGUUUAGCAUGGAAAAUAACCAAAAGAAUAACUGCAUUGAGGAGAAUCAGAGCAAUAGCUUUAUCGACUUCUUCGAGAAGGAGGAAUUCAAAAUUUUACGAGUGAUGAACCUUGGAGAUAAUGGGAAAGAUGCCCUUACCCACCAAUUGGAACAUAUCUUGAAAUUUAUUGGUGAGUGUCAUGAUAAUAAUGGGAAGGUUUUAGUACAUUGUAUGGUUGGUGUCUCAAGAUCUGCCACAGUCUGCAUAGCAGAGUGCAUGAAGAGGUUGCAAUGUGAUGUUUUGAGAGCUUAUAUAUUUGUCCGAGUGAGACGACUGAACAUCAUCAUCCAGCCAAACCUAAUGUUCAUGUAUGAGCUUCUCAAGUGGCAAGAACAACAGUUACAGGGGAGGGAGAUCGAUUGGCAUAUAAUAUGCCGGUCAAUAUCAGAACUCAAUACCAACUACAUAUGA
Messenger RNA from Torulaspora delbrueckii, 2484 nucleotides. It is a transcript of the gene PPS1, whose product is annotated as tyrosine/serine/threonine protein phosphatase PPS1. Gene Ontology annotation, molecular function: protein tyrosine/serine/threonine phosphatase activity. The record is from RefSeq and is a predicted model, not a curated record. NCBI's taxonomy places the organism in Eukaryota, Fungi, Ascomycota, Saccharomycetes, Saccharomycetales, Saccharomycetaceae. The transcript has a single exon. Gene Ontology annotation, biological process: protein dephosphorylation; nuclear DNA replication. Bases 1 to 2484 code for a protein of 827 amino acids.